GUACAAAAUGGCGGACGACAAGCCAGCUGAACCUUUUGAUCUUCUUGAACAAACUAUAGAGCAAUUCGUCGAAUCAACGCGACAGAUUGGCAUCAUCGUCAGUGAUUUUCAACCAGGAAGUCAAGGGGUACUGAAUCAAAAGAUUAACAUGAUGGUCGACAAUAUGAGGGAAAUAGAAAAAUGUAAAGCCCUAGUUAAAGAUGUCGAAGUGCCUCUGGAAGUUUUUGAGUACAUUGAUCAAGGUCGCAAUCCACAGUUGUACACAAAGGACUGUCUAGAAAAAGCACUAGUGAAAAACGAACAAGUAAAGGGAAAAAUAGACUCUCUCAAGAAUUUCAAGUCUCUGUUGACAUCUGAACUGACAAAAUCCUUUCCAAAAGAAAUGGAUAAAUACCAACGUGCAAAAGACAGCCAAGGCACAUGAAAUGAAAGGAAAUAAUAAUUCCUUAUGUACAUAUUUAACAUAAUUGUAAAUAGACAUUCUCUACUAAAAAUAAAUAUUUAAAAAGCAA
Actinia tenebrosa (Australian red waratah sea anemone) is the source of this 512-nucleotide messenger RNA. RefSeq names its product mediator of RNA polymerase II transcription subunit 10. NCBI's taxonomy places the organism in Eukaryota, Metazoa, Cnidaria, Anthozoa, Actiniaria, Actiniidae. Gene Ontology annotation, molecular function: transcription coregulator activity. The record is from RefSeq and is a predicted model, not a curated record. Gene Ontology annotation, cellular component: mediator complex. Gene Ontology annotation, biological process: regulation of transcription by RNA polymerase II.